Molecule: messenger RNA, 642 nt
Organism: Astyanax mexicanus (Mexican tetra)
Lineage: Eukaryota; Metazoa; Chordata; Actinopteri; Characiformes; Acestrorhamphidae
Product: GTPase IMAP family member 4-like
Exons: 2
Coding region: 1-642 (213 amino acids)
Molecular function (GO): GTP binding
Source: RefSeq, a predicted model, not a curated record
AUGAACCUGGUUGUGUGCGGGAGUGAUGGAUCAGUGAAGUCCUCCAUAUCAGAUCUGAUACUGGGUGAGAGAGAGUUCAGUGCAGAAUCCAGUUCAGUGUGUGUGAGGAGGGAGGCAGAAGUAUGUGGACGUCUGAUCUCCCUGGUGGAGCUUCCAGCUCUCUACAGCUCUCAGCUCUCAGAGGAGGAAGUGAUGCAGGAGACUCUCCACUGUGUCUCUCUCUGUGAUCCUGGAGUUCAUGCUUUUCUCUUCAUCAUUCCUGAGGGACGUCUCACUGAUGAAGAUAAAGAAGAACUGGAGAAGAUCCAGAGAAUAUUUGGAUUGAAAUUGAACAGCUACACCAUAGCCUUCAUCAGUACAGAGAAUCUGAAGGAUGCAGUGUUGGAUGAUGUUAUUAGGGAUGUAGCUGAAUCUGGUAAAGAACAUGUUUGUGUUUUGGAAACCAACAUAGACAAGUCAGUGUUUCUGCAGAAAGUUGAACACGUGGUUGAGAAAAACAGUGGAAGCUGCUACACAUCUAACAUGUAUGCAGAAGCUAAGGGGGAAACACAGCUGAAAUACAAAUCUGAGAUUGAAGAACUGAAGAAAACAAUCAAUAAUCUCAAAGAAGAAAAUAAACACCAGACUCAAGGGAACACGUGA